AUGGCAAUUAAUACACCGCCAAAUAUUUCUGCUCGAAUCUUCUACGGACUCCGUACUGAAAUUCAAUAUAAUGCGCAUUACUUGAGCGAUUCGGAGAUCAUCUAUGUAGCCGGCGGCGUGAUUGUCAUUCAUAAUCAUCUUCAAAAGAAACAGAAAUUUAUAAGACUUCAAGAUAAACACAAACCUAUAAAGUCGCUGGUGCUUGCUCCUAAUAGACGUUGGCUUGCACUUAACGAAAUCGCCGACGAAGGUCAAAAGCCCAUUAUAACAAUCUAUGACUUGACGACAUACAAAAGACGCAAGAUCCUCACAGUUCCGUUUGAGAACUCGACAGCUAGAGAGUUUGCGUGCGUCCAGUUCACUUACGAUUCAAAAUAUCUUGUGGCGAUAACGGGAGAGCCGGACUGGUACCUCUAUUAUUACAACUGGGACAAAGGAAAAGUGGAAAGCCACGCAAAGGCACAAAACCCAAGUGGUCAAGGGAUCGUUGAGAGCGUACAGUGCAAUCCGACUGACGCGACAUUGGUCGUCGUUACCGGACCAUAUACGUUUCGUAUCAUGAACGUAUCCGAAACUGUUUGGCGUCAAUGGGGAUGGUGUAAAGCAGAAAAUAUCAACAUCACUAGCUGCAUGUGGCUCACGCCUGAUCGAAUCUUGUUUGGGACUGAUAGCGGCGUCAUAAUGAUGGUCGAGAACGGCGAAUUGCGCCAAAACUGUGUUUUUCGGGCAUUCGAUGUCCUCGAAAUGUCUCUCAAGAAAGUCGAAGCAGAAUCUGAGGAAAGUGACAAAACGAGUACUGGCAGCAAGCCUGAAACAACAAGCGACCAGGCCCUCGCAGAGUCUGAAACAUACCCUGUUACCUGCUUUGUUAAUUUUCAAAAAGGGUUAGCUUAUUCAUGUGGCCCCGGCUAUGUUCAUAUGUUCGAAAAAGAGACAAUUCAUCACUGGAGAAAGAGAAAUGUGUUCAGAAUCUCAAAGAAGUCUUAUAAACAUACCAGAGAACAUCCAAUGUGGUCACCUUUAGACGAUAUCCAACAUAUAACAAUCGAUCCGAACCAAGAAACACUGCUCAUAACGACGUUGCGUAAACAGUUGUAUAACGUUAAGUUGUUUGGCCAACACAUGCUUCAGAAUCCAGAAAUAGCUUUUACCGAACUUGGUCCAUCGAUGCACUACGGCAGAAUAAACUCCCUUUCAAUGUGUGCUUGGAAGCCCAUAUUUAUGACAUCUGGCGAAGAAGACAAAAGCAUCCGAAUAUGGAAUUACAUGACGGAUGACGUGGAAUUGAUCAAACUUUAUCAGGAAGAGAUUCAUUGCGUGUCGCUGCAUCCGACUGGGUUAUUUGCUAUCGUUGGAUUUUCCGAUAAACUACGUUAUAUGGUUGUGCUUAUUGACGAUUUCGAAGUGAUGCGAGAAUUUCCAAUACGAAAUUGCAAACAAGCGAAAUUUAGCACAAAUGGACACCUAUUUGCCGCUGUCAACGGUCAAGUGAUACAAGUUUUCUCCUCAGUGUCAUUCCAAAACGUAUUUAAUUUAAAGGGACACAAUGGUAGAAUAACUUGUUUGGCAUGGUCGGCUAAUGAUCUUACUUUGGUAUCAUGCGGAACGGAGGGAGCUGUUUACGAAUGGAGUAUGUCCACGGGACAACGCGUCGGUGAAGUUAUACUCAAAACGAAUCAGUUCACUGCUUGUGCCAUCAACAGCAUCGGGAAGACGACAUAUGGUGUUGGCACCGAUGGAGAAAUUAAAGAAAUCGGUUCCAAUACGAUUAGAAGAAAUUUGGGAUUAAUCGGAUGCGCCUUGGACACGAUUCUUCUGUCCCGUUCAGACAUGAUGCUUUUCAUUACUGGCGGGGAGGGAGGGGUCACGACCGUCCAGCUCCCACUCCUUGAUAAAGCAAUUUACAAUGAAUUUCAUAUGCACAACAAGAAAGUUACCGCAAUCGCCUUGGCAUAUGACGAUCAAACGCUCGUGUCCGUCGCAGAAGAUUCCUCCAUCUGUUUGUGGCGUCUUACAAACGCUGAUGGCAGGGCCAUAGCAUUAGACAAAGAUUUUGCGUACUCAAAGGAGAUUUUGAUAAGUAAGAAAGAUUUACAAGAGAAAAUUAACAAUAUAAAUUUGCUUAGUACAAGAAUGAGUGAGCUUGAAACCGAACAUACUUACCAGCUUCGCCAAGCUGAGGCCACUCAGGCUGAGAAGCUGAAAGAAGUCCACGAAGGUUACUGCGCUGCUAUUGAAGAACUUAAAGAGAAAAAUGAGACAAUGGAAAAUGAGCACACACAUGAAAUUGGAAUGAUUCAACAAGAUAUUGCGAAGUUACGUUCAAGCCAUGAAAGAACUCUUCAAGCGUUAGAGGCGGAUUUCAAUGUUAGACUCAUAAGUGAGUACGACAGAUACCAGAGUUUAGAAGAUAAAACGGCUCGAAUGAGAAAGGAAUAUGAAAGUCUGCUAGAAGGGCUUGCAGAAAGUAAACGUCAAGCGCUUCGUGAACUAAAUGAAAAGUUCGAAGCCAAACUAGAAGAAAAGGAACUUAUUUUGCUCGAGCUGCAAGAACAAGCUGAUAUGGCAAAGAAGGAACAUGAAACAAUAAAAGCUUCAAUCGAAGAAGACGCCGAUCGCGAGAUUAUUGAAAUCAGAACCACUUACGAGGCCCAACUGAAAGAAGAAAAAGAUGCAAAUGUUAGGCUCAAGGGAGAAACGGGUUUAAUGAAAAAGAAACUGAUCGCUGCAAAUAAGGAAAUUGAUGAAUUUAAGCAUCAAGUGUCUCAGUUAAAAGCGGAGCAUAAGCAAUUUCAAAAAGUUAUAUCAACGUUGGAACGAGAUGUAGCGGAUUUAAAAAAGGAAAUUUGCGAGCGAGAUGGAACGAUUCAAGAUAAAGAAAAAAGAAUCUAUGAAUUGAAAAGGAAAAAACAAGAAUUGGAAAAGUAUAAAUUUGUGUUGAAUUUUAAAAUAACUGAAUUAAAGAAUCAAAUAGAGCCGUUAGAGCGCGAAAUAAAAGAGAAAAAAGUACGAAUCCUCGAAUUAGAAGUAUCGCUCGAAAACCUGUUGAAGCAAAAAGCUUCUCGCGAGCUUUCUAUUAAUCAGUUGAACGAAAAAUUGUCAUCUGCUAAAAAAGAUUAUUUAGCUGAAGCCGAUAGGAACUUAAACUUAAAGAAUACAUUAAAAAAAAUUAAGAUUGAUCUCCACAACAUGUCCGCGAACCUACAAGACCCUACAAAAUUGAAAUUGAGUGUCAAGGCCUUAUUUCACAAGUACGUGGAGGACGCGGAAUUUCUCCGGAGCCGUGUGGCUGAGGACGAAGCGGUGCGGGAGUUCAAUCGUCAGCGUGAUCAUCUGGAGAAGCAGAUCGCUGCACUUAAAGAACAAUUAGCCAAAUCGCUAGGCGGGUCCAAAAGCGACAUCACAAAAAUUAUGGAUGAAAACUGUACUCUUCUAUCCGAGAUUAACAACUUGCGCACUGAGCUCAAAUCAACGCGGUCACGAUGCUUCCAAAUGGAGUCUAUUCUAGGACUUUCAGCUCGCUACGUCCCACCUGCAGCAGCACGGGCUAAACUCAAGGAGGUUACAGAGGAUCGUCAAAAACUCGAUGAAAAUUUUAAACAAAAACUAGAGGAAAGAGAAGAAGUUAUAAUGGCGUUAAAAGAAGAAAACGAGCGUUUACUCGCGAAGUUCCAAUGUCCAUCGGCGCCUGAUCAACAAGUUCAUAAU
Molecule: messenger RNA, 3708 nt
Organism: Iphiclides podalirius (scarce swallowtail)
Lineage: Eukaryota; Metazoa; Arthropoda; Insecta; Lepidoptera; Papilionidae
Source: the annotation of a GenBank genome assembly